Molecule: messenger RNA, 633 nt
Organism: Rhizophagus irregularis DAOM 181602=DAOM 197198
Lineage: Eukaryota; Fungi; Glomeromycota; Glomeromycetes; Glomerales; Glomeraceae
Source: RefSeq, a predicted model, not a curated record
CUCUACUUUUUUUACGUAGGUCAAUAGAAAAAAUUCACACACCUUUUGGUACUAAAGGGGAAAAUAAUUAAUCCCCCUGAUUUACGUCCAAUUCCGAUUAUAACUAUUUGGGAUGCGUUAUGUCUUCUAUGGAUGUGCUAUGUACAGGAAAAGAAAAAUAUAACAAAUGAAUCACUCAUAGAAGACUUAAGAAACCUUGCUGUGAAGUUCAAGUUGAUGGAAGCGUUAUGUAACCUUCCAACAACAACAAAUUUUACAAUUUCUAAGGAUCGCUUUAUGUUUGGAGCCUCAAUUUGUAUUGGAAUACCCAAACACAAACUGACAAGAAAAAAUAUACAACAAAACAACGCGUCAGCGGCUUCUGCAAGAGUAGAUGUAAUACCUUCGAUAAAAGGUUCCACUCAUGUUGAAAUGCCACCCGGAUCAAUAUGCGGCCACCCAUGGGGAAAUUGCUCAGAAGCCACACCAUGGGAAGCCCUGCGCGGAGAAGAUUGCUCCGUUGAGUUGAACUCUUUAACGAUCACGUUAAAGGAUUUGGAGGAGAAGGAAAUUUGCUACAAAUGCAAUGAAGUUGCAAAGACAAUGAAAAGUAUGGGUGUUGCGAAGGUUGUACCGAUGCAUCUAUUUCCAUAA